Molecule: messenger RNA, 216 nt
Organism: Brenthis ino (lesser marbled fritillary)
Lineage: Eukaryota; Metazoa; Arthropoda; Insecta; Lepidoptera; Nymphalidae
Source: the annotation of a GenBank genome assembly
AUGCGAGUGUCGGUUCGCAUUCGAGUCGAGGCCGCCGCCCGGCGAUAUUUUGCCGGCGAGAGCAUUCAACGAUUGCAGCAUUGCGGGCGGCGGCCGCUGGAUUCCAAGCGGCCUGGUCACGGUGAUGGCUCGCUAACGUGUGCUAGUCUGUUAUCAACCGCCCGCUUAUCUAGUGAUAAGCGCGGUGGAACACCCGCACCCCGCGACAUUGCCACC